AUGACUUCUCCUCAAAUAGAUCGAUCUGUAGUUGCAGAAAGACCAGUUACUUCGAAUACUUAUGAUUGGUUACAAUAUAGAGAAUCAAUAGAUCAAAAUCAACAGGGAAGACGAACAUCUUACGGCACAUUUUAUCGCACUUUGUCAUCACAUUCUUUGCCUCUCUCAAUAUUUACAGAAGAUGCGAAUACUAUAAAAACAGAGGUCUAUGAUAUUCAACUUUCAGUGUUUAGACCUGUCACUGGGUAUCCUAGUAGACCUUUAAAAAAUCCAAAAUCUGAAGAAGCUGAGUUUUUAGCCAUUGUUCAACACUGCAGAAACAGCAUAAAUCGAAAUGUCAAGGAGUUAGUAAGAAUUAAAACAGGAUCUAGUGGCUCCUAUUUCGUCUAUGGAACAGAAAACCAGGCAAAACCAAUGGGUGUUUUUAAGCCUAAGGAUGAAGAACCUUAUGGCCCCCUAUCACCCAAGUGGAGUAAAUGGGCUCAUAGGACGUUCUUCCCGUGUCUCUUCGGAAGAAGCUGUUUGAUCCCCAAUUUGGGUUACAUAUGUGAAAGUGCCGCGUCUCUGUUAGAUAAAAGAUUAGAAACACAUCUGGUGCCAUAUACUGAUACAGUGCAAUUAGAAUCAAAGAUGUUUUAUGAUAAGAGGAGAGUCUGGUUGAAAUUAUGGCGCAUGGAAGCAAGAAAGCAGGAAAAGAUUGGGUCGUUUCAAUUAUUCUUGAAUGAUUAUGUGGGAGCAGACGAAUUUUUAAAAAAGUAUCCACUUCCUGGAAUGAAGAGAGAGCAUCAUCAUCCCUUUCAUACUAGACAAUGUCGGACUGAAAGUACUGCUUCCCAUCCGGAAACCAUGUCAGAUGCUACGUCGGAGACACAAUUAAUCAUUGAAGACUCUAAAAUUCAUUUUCCAUUAGGUCUUCCAACUUUAAAGAAUAAACUCAUUAAAAAUAAAAACCUUAAUCCCAGAGGCGACUUGCAAUUUGAAUGGACUGAGGGUAAUCUUGAGAAAUUUCGAUUAGAAUUGGAAAAACUAAUUAUUUUAGAUUACAUCAUGAGAAACACAGAUCGUGGGUUGGAUAAUUGGAUGAUCAAAAUCGAGCCAGUAAUCGAACCUGGCAAUACAGAUAACACAACAAGGAAAGCUGAAUGGUCUAUAAAAUUAGGUGCAAUUGACAAUGGCUUGGCAUUCCCGUGGAAACAUCCCGAUGAAUGGAGAUUAUAUCCUUACGGCUGGUUAUACCUACCGUUAAACAUCUUAGCAAGACCGUUUUCAGAAUCUACCAGAAGGCAUUUUAUUCCCUUGCUGACGGAUAAGACAUGGUGGGAAGACUCAUAUAUCGAAUUCACUAGUUUAUUUCAAAGGGACGCUGAUUUUAAAGAUAGAAUGUGGAAGAAACAAUGGGCCGUCUUGAAGGGACAGGCAUUCAAUGUGCUGGAAACAUUGCGUGACAUAAGACAAGGCCCGUUGGAGCUGGUCAGAAGAACAAGAUGCAUUGUUAUGGACGAGAAAAUACAAGUUCCUGAGAUGUCACCCAUAAUUACAAUUCGGAACACCAAUGCUCAACCGCCUCUGAGGACAACGUCAUCCAAUGAAGAAAAUUUACCUCCCAAUCAAGAGACAGGUUAUACGGAGUUGCUAGACUCAGAAUCAUUGGCAUCAGAAAAUGCUGAGUUACCUAAUAAUGUACAACGUCUUUCAGUACAUCCAAUUCGUAAUAAAAUUGUCAUUGCCGAGAGAUUACAGGCAGUUGUUUCCGACCCUGUAUUCACAUGGUGUUAA
Naumovozyma castellii is the source of this 1776-nucleotide messenger RNA. RefSeq names its product 1-phosphatidylinositol 4-kinase LSB6 (gene LSB6). Bases 1 to 1776 code for a protein of 591 amino acids. Lineage: Eukaryota; Fungi; Ascomycota; Saccharomycetes; Saccharomycetales; Saccharomycetaceae. The transcript has a single exon. The record is from RefSeq and is a predicted model, not a curated record.